Messenger RNA from Pochonia chlamydosporia 170, 729 nucleotides. Its product is annotated as subunit P of phosphatidylinositol N-acetylglucosaminyltransferase. The record is from RefSeq and is a predicted model, not a curated record. The transcript has a single exon. The coding region runs from base 1 to 729 and encodes 242 amino acids. Lineage: Eukaryota; Fungi; Ascomycota; Sordariomycetes; Hypocreales; Clavicipitaceae.
AUGUCCAUAUCAUCCGAAGAAGACGAAGACUAUCUCUCCGACGCACUCUCAUCGGGCUCCAACUCCAACUCCAACUCCAACUCAGAUCACGACUCUCCUCCGCGGCCACUCUCCCAAAACUACUUCGCUCCCCCGUUCUACGGUCGACCACCAACACCUCUACCACCGUCACCAUCGCUCACAUCGCUGCUCCGGCCAUCGCGGCCCACCACUCCAGACCCUUCCGACGAUGAAAACAUUGCGCCCGUCCCCAGGGCCGCGCCCAAGGUCCCCACGUACGAAUACUACGGCUUCGUGCUCUACCUCUUCAGCAGCCUCACCUUUUUAAUGUACCUCCUCUGGGCGUAUGUUCCCUCGCCGUUCCUCCACGCCCUCGGCAUCAAGUACUACCCUCAUCGGUGGUGGGCACUCGCCAUACCUGCGUUCCUGGUCAUGACGCUGUGCUACAUCUACGUGGCGCUGGCGGCGUACAAUACGGAGAUUCUGACGGUGCCGAUGGGCAGCGUGGAGACGAUUGUUGAUGGGGCGGGGGCGCUGGCUGUGAUUGAUUCGAAGGGCAGGUUGAGGGGGAGCGGGAAGAGGGAGAGGAAGUGUGAUGCGAAGGGGAGGUUGAAGUGGAGGGAGGUUUGGAACGAGGGGACUGAUGCGGUCAUGGAUAUUCCGCUGGCGGGGGUUUGUGAGAUUUUGUAUGGGGAGGGGAGGGAGGGUUCGUGUUAUGAGGAAGAUUGA